This is a messenger RNA of Chondrus crispus (carragheen), 951 nucleotides long. RefSeq lists its product as hypothetical. The record is from RefSeq and is a predicted model, not a curated record. NCBI's taxonomy places the organism in Eukaryota, Rhodophyta, Florideophyceae, Gigartinales, Gigartinaceae. The coding region runs from base 1 to 951 and encodes 316 amino acids. Gene Ontology annotation, biological process: carotenoid metabolic process. The transcript has a single exon.
AUGUUCAGCGAGUGGACCGCCACCACCGCCGCCUCAACCCACUCCGACUCCGUGCUGGAGCACCCCGUCGGCGGCGCCGCGGGCAUUGUCGACGCCCUCGUGCACGCCGUGCAACGCAACGCCUCGGUCGUGCGCACCAGCGCGCCUGUCGAUAAAAUCUUGGUCGAGGGCGCGGGGGACGCGCGGAGGGCGGUUGGUGUCAGGUUGAAGUCCGGGGAGAAGGUCAUGGCGAAGGAGGGCGUGAUUAGCAACGUGUCCUCGUUGGACUUCCCCUCGCUUUUCUCGGACGAGGCGCGCGAGCCCACGGCGGCCAAGUCGGCCGACACGCCCAUGUGCCCGUCGUUCAUGCACCUGCACCUGGCCAUCGAGCUGACUCCGGCGGUGCGCGCCAAGAUCCCCUACGCGCUCGAGGCCAACUACGUGUCGGUCGAGGACUGGUCGCGCGGGAUCGCGUCGCCGGACAACGUCGUGCUGGUGUCCGUGCCGACGGUGCUGGAGCCGGGGCGCGCGCCGGACGGCUUCGCCGUCGUGCACGCGUACACGCCCGCGACGGAGCCGUACGCGGCGUGGGCCGGGCUGCGGCCCGGCACCGCGGCGUACGACGCGAAGAAGGCCGAGCGCAGUGCCGUGCUGUGGCGCGCGGUCGCCAGGAUCUUCGGCCAGGACGUGCGCGACCUGGCGCACGUCAAGCUCGUCGGUACGCCCCGCACGCAUGAGCGGUUCCUCAACAGGAAGUUCGGCUCGUACGGGCCCAUGGUCGACGCGGCGCAGUCGCCGCUCACGCUGCCGCUCCCGCAGAGUACCACGGCGAUUCACGGCGUUUGGAGCGUGGGCGAUAGCGCGUUUCCGGGUAUCGGGGUCCCCGCGACGGCGGCAUCAGCGUGGCUUGCGGCUAAUGCGUUUGGGGAUGUGAGGGAGCAUGCGGCGAUUUUGAAAAACAUCGGCUUGUAG